Messenger RNA from Protopolystoma xenopodis, 1352 nucleotides. The record is from the annotation of a GenBank genome assembly. NCBI's taxonomy places the organism in Eukaryota, Metazoa, Platyhelminthes, Monogenea, Polystomatidea, Polystomatidae.
AUCUCCUGAGGAAUCCAAAGCCAUGGAGUAAAUUAAAAUCGGGCCGAGAAACUUUCAGAAGGAUGUGGAAGUGGCUGAAUGAGCCUGAGUAUCAAAGGAUGUCUUCUCUCCGUCUGGCCACAUGCAAGCGCAAAUCGGAAGAAAGCCAAAAGCCACCUGACGAAAAGACCUCCAAAAAACCUCGUUUAGUCUUUACCGAUAUUCAGCGGCGAACUUUACAUGCCAUUUUCAAAGAAACAAAGCGUCCCAGUAAAGAAAUGCAGACAACUAUUGCACAGCAAUUAAAUCUUGAGGUUUCUACGGUCGCAAAUUUUUUUAUGAACGCACGCCGGAGAUCUUUGGACAAAUGGCAGGAUGAUAAAGAGGUGGCGAGUAACACUAGUGUCGGAGGUGCACCGCCUAAUCACCAAGCCACCGCUUCUUCUUCUCCGGCUCGAAGCAUGGAAGAAAAUGGUAGCUCUCCUAAUCACUCUUCGCAGCAUGCACAUCAUGAUUCUCAGCUUUCAUCAGAUCCACCGAUUCUCCAUCCAGCUCAUGAGGGCUUGGAUUCCGCGGAUCUUCAGCCACAUCCGUCUCAACUUGGGUCUUUUAAUCCCAACUCGGGUAUUCAGCAACAUCACCAGCAUCACGAUCUUGACUCAGUUACUGUGCUUAACUCGACUAGCGGUGGUCUUUUAGAACGUCAUUCGACAGCAAUUGGUGGAUUGCCUCCACCUUCUCCAGCUCCUCCUCAGUUGACUGCGGAUAAUGACCCCCACCAUCAGACUACUGUCGUGGUGACUUCAACAGGCGUGAUUGUGACUAGUCCCUCAAUAAUUUCACCAUCAUCUCUUGACCCUUCCCCUAUCUCCAUAUUAUCUGGAGUCAAUUUGAAUCAAUCUUCCGGUUCUAUUUUGUUGGGAACUAUCAACGCUGCUGGCACCUCUUCCAUCAAUACUUCUGUAACGCAACCACCCAUUCUCGAUCCUGUUGGCCCUCCAACUUCGCAUCAGCUGGUCCAAUCAGCUCAUAGGGAUCCUUUAAGUUUAGAUCCUAAUCAUCAUGCACUCUCUCAGAUUUCUGAUUCACUACCUAAUAUCCGGUCUACUAUAAGAACUCUUCAGGCUCCGACUAACGCCGCAUUAGCUGCAUCAUCGCUUCGGUCAGUUCUUCCUUCUGCUGCAACUUUGAUUGGUCAUGACCGGGGGAAUGGCCUUCUGCAUGUGUCUUCUACGACCAUGUCUUUACCAAAUUCGUCGACACUCCAAACUGCAGGCCUUACCCAGCUCAGGCCAAUGAAGCCAGAACCUCCUGGAGCUGGAGCAAAUGACCUUCUUUUGCUUAGCAUCAAUAUAAAUCCAGAUGGAGAAUGA